AGAAGAAGCAGAAGAAGAAGAAGAAGAAGAAGAAUCUUUUGAAAGAUGGCGGCGCACACGCAGAAGAAUAACAAACCAGUGAAACCAGGAGGGAAAGAGGCACAACCGCUGAUAAUUCCCAAGAAUCCCGCGGAAGAACAGCGUCUGAAGUUGGAACGGUUGAUGCGGAAUCCCGAGAAGGUUGCCCCCAUCCCGGACCGCCCGAAAGAAUGGACACCGCGGGCUCCCCCUGAGUUCGUCCGGGAUGUGAUGGGUUCAAGCGCAGGUGCUGGCAGCGGGGAGUUCCAUGUUUAUCGGCACCUCCGCCGUAGAGAAUACCAGAGGCAGGACUUUCUGGACAAAUUGGCUGAGCAUCAUGAUAAGGAUGUGAAAUAUAUUGACAAGGUGGAGCAGAACAAGCUAGCAGCUGAGGAGCGAACUGCAAAGCGCAGGAAGAAGCGGGAUAAGCUGAAGAAGAAGAAGCUGUUAGCCAAAAAAGCUAAACUGGAGGCCAAAAGUAAAAAAGAAGACGCAGAUAAGAGCUCAGACAGCAGCUCAGAAGAGGAGGAGGAGGAAGAAGAGAAGGAGGCGGAGGAUGAUGCGGAGGCUCCUAGUUUUAUCAUGGGAAGGAAAUGAUGGAGUUUAUAGGCUUCCAGGACAUGUUACUGUUUUCAUCCUCCUCAUGGGACAUUAAAACUACUUUUGGGCCUUGUGAUUAGUCUUCGAGCCUCAGCAUUAACACGGGGAGACACCAAAAUUGCAUAACGACUUUAAGAAGAGGGAUGGAGCAUUUGACUAAUUUGGACAAUAAUGGAAAUAAAUGAACAGACGUGGCAAUUUUCCCCCGUUUUACAACAUACCAGGAGCAGGAUUUUCAGAUACUGUGUACUUUGAUUGGUAUAAAUUAUCCUUAUAUUAUUUGGACAGUUGUAUUUAAUGCUCACACUGAUCUCUGCAUUUCAUAAAGAAAUUUAAAAAUCACAUGAUCAUUUUAAUCUCUUUUGUUUUCUUUUUAUUUGCAGUUCAUUUUGCAACAACUUGAACAACACAAGGAUUCAGUUUAUAAGAUGUGUGUGCAAAUUUAAAGUUGUAUUGCUAAAAUAGGGUAAAUCCCUGUAUCUUGUUUUGAUGUUUGCGAUAUUUGCAGCCUUGUGACGCUGCCCCUGGUGAAACCCAUCACUCGUGGGUGCAACAAGGCUGCAGAAAGUAAUUCAAAGAAUGAAAAGGCGUGACUUCUGAAGGCUCAGGAGUUUCACGUGCGAUGUUCCUUGGACAGAAGGGUCCUGCUUUCCACGGUGGUGACGGUCUAGCUCUGUGGCCGUCACCUUUCUUGAGGCAGGUAGAAUAAAAUCCUGGCAGCCGGAUAUUGUCUGAAACAGGGGAAGCUUUUCCUGUCAGGCACUGUUAGCUGUCACAUUAAUAUCUGUGUUUUUUGUGUUGCCUCCUGGUCAUUACAGGCUCCAUUCAGUUAAUAAAACCUGCUUAUGAGAUCAUAUCUUCA
Melanotaenia boesemani (Boeseman's rainbowfish) is the source of this 1480-nucleotide messenger RNA. RefSeq names its product PRKR interacting protein 1 (gene prkrip1). The transcript has a single exon. NCBI's taxonomy places the organism in Eukaryota, Metazoa, Chordata, Actinopteri, Atheriniformes, Melanotaeniidae. The coding region runs from base 46 to 615 and encodes 189 amino acids. Gene Ontology annotation, cellular component: nucleolus. Gene Ontology annotation, molecular function: protein kinase inhibitor activity; protein kinase binding; double-stranded RNA binding. Gene Ontology annotation, biological process: negative regulation of protein kinase activity. The record is from RefSeq and is a predicted model, not a curated record.